AUGAAUCCGAAUUGGGAGCUCAAGAAUUGUUGUAAUCAUGACCAGGUGGUGUUCCUUGUCACAAUUGGUGUCUUCACUGUCGUCAUUCUUGCUUUAUGGAGAACUUUUUUGCUGACACCUUUCAAGCUGAUUACUGUGUUUCUUCACGAAGCUAGCCAUGCAAUCGCAUGCAAGCUCACAUGUGGCCAGGUGGAAGGUAUGCAAGUUCAUGCAAACGAGGGCGGGGUGACGCUUACACGUGGUGGAAUUUAUUGGUUGAUCUUGCCAGCAGGAUAUCUUGGUUCAUCGUUUUGGGGAAUGCUUCUUAUACUUGCUUCUACAAAUCUGCUAACUGCUAAAAUUGCUGCUGGAUGUUUUAUUGCGGCUUUGGUAGUUGUACUUUUCAUCGCCAAAAAUUGGACGCUCCGUGGACUUUGCAUUGGAUUUAUCAUUUUCAUUGCUGUGAUAUGGGUUCUGCAAGAGUUUACUAAAGUUCGUAUCCUUCGCUAUGUCAUCCUCUUCAUUGGUGUCAUGAACAGUUUGUUUUCAGUAUAUGAUAUAUAUGAUGAUUUGAUAUCUCGGAGGGUUAAUUCGAGUGAUGCUGAAAAGUUUGCAGAAAUUUGUCCUUGCCCCUGCAAUGGCGUAGGAUGGGGCGGGAAUGAUAUCUUUCAUUUUCCUCUGUGGAGCCAUGUACCUUGGACUUGUCAUUUUAUCUUGAGAUUUCCUGAUGUGGUUCUAUGGCUUAUGGGGGAGUAUGAGCUGUGGGACGCCUGA
This is a messenger RNA of Oldenlandia corymbosa var. corymbosa, 753 nucleotides long. The record is from the annotation of a GenBank genome assembly. NCBI's taxonomy places the organism in Eukaryota, Viridiplantae, Streptophyta, Magnoliopsida, Gentianales, Rubiaceae.